Messenger RNA from Eriocheir sinensis (Chinese mitten crab), 717 nucleotides. Its product is annotated as NADH dehydrogenase [ubiquinone] 1 beta subcomplex subunit 2, mitochondrial-like. The transcript is spliced from 3 exons. Bases 70 to 366 code for a protein of 98 amino acids. Gene Ontology annotation, cellular component: mitochondrial inner membrane. Lineage: Eukaryota; Metazoa; Arthropoda; Malacostraca; Decapoda; Varunidae. The record is from RefSeq and is a predicted model, not a curated record.
AAAAGCAAAGGGUGUGAAUAAGCAAGAAGAAGAAGAAGAAGAAGGCCGGUCAGCUGUUGGUGGUACAAGAUGGUGGCCUCCAGACUCGUCCCCUUGCUACGCGCCGCGGCCCUGCCCGCGCUGCGCCGCGGCCUGCACACCUCCACGCCAAGGGCCUCGGCGGACGCAUGGGCGUACCGGACAGCUCCUCCUGCGCCUUCCAAGUUCACUUUGGUCAAGGCGGAGGCGCUCAUGGCCUUCAUGUGGUGGUGGGUGUUGUAUCACCUCAUCACUGAGCCUGAGCACAUCACGGGUGAGUUUCCAUACCCUGACCCUUCCAAGUGGACCAAUGAGGAGCUGGGCAUCCCGGCAGACGAUGAGGACUGAGGACGCCAUCACCACCACCUCCUAGGCCAUCACCACCACCUCCUAGGCCAUCACCACCCCUUUACUAGGUUAGGGUCGGGGCCUGUCAGUGUCCAACUCAGGAGAUCUUGGAUGUCUGGGAGCUCAUUUUGGUCUGUCGAUUUGAUUUCGGGGAUGAACAUAUUCUGGGGAUGGACUGGUACGUUAUUUCACCUCAAGAUGUCAAUAUAUCAAAGAGCAGGCUUAAAGUUGGCUCUUUUUGUCACAUAGUUUCCAAAGAGCAGGCAGUUGAGGUGUGUAAUAGUGAGGUUCCAGUUUUAAGUUAUGAGUGAAUGAAAGUUAUGAACCCGUGUAAAUAAAAGCCUUUUGUGA